AUGGACGAGAAGCAGCCUUGCACCCAGUGUCCUGAACCGAAGUUCCUCUGCUGGAAGAAAGAAACUGGGAAAGGAUGGGUAGAAGCGAGUCGAGCAGCGACGCAUGGGGAUGGUUCCGUGCUGCCUUCCAUCGACUAUGAUGUGUGCAUUGUCAACGCAAAAGCCCUCAGAAUCCGCCAAUGCCCAAGGUGUCGCGAGCAAUUUUCUAUCACCUACGAGGUGCCUGACUUGUGGUGGAAAGGGUACAGCAAAGGUGCCAACGGCUUCUUCGGCCAGGAUACCACUCUGGAUGAGAAAGGAAACAUUUCUGGGUUGAAUUCAUGGGCCCGAUUUCAGGUCAAACUGACGAACAACCCACACACCGGGUACGAAUGGUUCAAGCUGAACAUCUUGACGAGGUGGAUCGCAAAGACUCAGAAAACAAUCCUCGUCAUUUUCGAUCUUCGCCCGCCCUCCACGAGCUGCCUCGAACGAGUACCGGAUGACGAACUGGAUCCCAAACAGGAUCCCCUGUUCGCGGUCCCAGAUGAGCACAACUACAUCAGUCCAUACUGGAUUUACAUUCGCCUUCUGGAGAAGAUUGUCACGUUGCAGGAUGCAGCUGUGUGGUCGGUGCGCGACACUGUAAGGAGCACGGAGAAGGAGAGGGACGGGCCGCUGAAGCCAAAACCGGCGCCAGAAUUUCGCUAUUUGCACGAUACGGCCAGACAUGCGAUACAUGUGUCUGAAACCCUGGAUGUGGCGGUCAAGACCGCGAAGCAGAUUUUGGAGCAGCACAAAGCCUUCGAGGCAUACUCGGGCGGGGCGCAGCCUGAUGUGGUUGCCUGGAAGAAGGCUUGGAACCACACCGAGGGACGCCUGCGGUUCUUUGAGGGGAUGCUCGGCAGCCUGCAGGACCGCUCUGCCUCGAACAAGGCACGCUUGCUGAACGAAAUCGCUCUGGCAUUCAACAUGGUCGCUCAAUUCGACGCGGGCAUGUCUGUCGAUAUUGGCCGCGCCACUCAGAGAGACAGCGAGGCCAUGAAGACGGUCGCUUUUUUGACACUGCUAUUCCUGCCCGCCACAUUCGUUUCUGCUAUCUUCAGUACGACGUUUUUCGAGUUUGAUUCAGGCUCGGGUGAGUGGCUGAUGUCCGAUAAAUUUUGGGUUUACUGGGUCGUCGCCAUUCCAAUCACCAUCGCAACGGCUUCGCUGUGGUACUAUUGGCAACGCAUUUUCCCUCCACAGCUGUUCGGCGACAUGCGCUUCCAAGAACAGCAAGCCGACCCCUACACCGUUGCGUGGGUUGCGGCUCUUCCUCUCGAGAUGGCUGCUGCCACGGCCAUGCUUGACGAGACUCACGAGCCCCUAAUCAUGAGCUCGAACGACAGCAACCUAUAUGUCUUUGGAAACAUUGGCGACCACAACGUUGUCAUUGCAUGCUUGCCGUCGGGACAGUAUGGUAUCACCAAAGCAGCCUUGCUGGCUAACAAUAUGCGAUGGAGUUUCCCGUGCAUCAACAUUCGGCUCAUGGUCGGUAUCGGCGGAGGUGUCCCUAUGAAGUUUGAUAUUCGGCUUGGUGACGUUGUGGUCAGCUGCCCGACGCUGACAUCACCGGGAGUGAUUCAAUAUGACUUCGGGAAAACUGUCCAGGAAGGCCGAAUUCAAACGUCGAGAGCCCUCAACAAGCCACCACAAGAACUCCUUGUCGCCGUCGCAAAGCUGCGAGCGAUGCAUGAAUCGCAGCCAAGUCAGAUUCCCGUCUACCUCGCACAGAUGAUUACCCGGAAUCCUUCGAUGACUGCGUAUACAUAUCAAGGAGUUGGGAAGGACAGACUAUAUGAAGCCGGAUAUGAUCAUGUUGGACACAACUGCGAUGAGUGCGAUCUAUCGCGGCUAGUCGAGAGAGGGGCUCGACCGGACAACCACCCAAAAGUUCAUUACGGCGUUAUCGCUUCGGCGAACCAGGUCAUGAAACAUGGCUACACUCGAGAUCGUUUUGCGCAAGAGCACGAAAUUCUGUGCUUUGAAAUGGAAGCGGCUGGUCUUAUGGACAGUUUUCCAUGCUUGGUUAUCAGGGGGAUCUGCGACUACUCGGACACGCAUAAGACCCAAGGAUGGCAGGAGUACGCCGCUGCAACCGCAGCGGCUUACACGAAGGAGCUUCUCAACAUCAUUCCGGCGCGACGCAAUGCAUCACCACCGGCAGUCUUUGACCGGCCUAUGGAACACCGCAGCUGGAGCUUCGACAAGUACUUCUUGAGUCCUUGA
Messenger RNA from Colletotrichum karsti, 2250 nucleotides. RefSeq lists its product as uncharacterized. Gene Ontology annotation, biological process: nucleoside metabolic process. The record is from RefSeq and is a predicted model, not a curated record. The coding region runs from base 1 to 2250 and encodes 749 amino acids. NCBI's taxonomy places the organism in Eukaryota, Fungi, Ascomycota, Sordariomycetes, Glomerellales, Glomerellaceae. The transcript is spliced from 6 exons. Gene Ontology annotation, molecular function: catalytic activity.